Caenorhabditis sp. 36 PRJEB53466 is the source of this 14508-nucleotide messenger RNA. NCBI's taxonomy places the organism in Eukaryota, Metazoa, Nematoda, Chromadorea, Rhabditida, Rhabditidae. The record is from the annotation of a GenBank genome assembly.
AUGUACGCGGCGUCGCUCCCGAUCUCGGACGAUUUGAGAGCGGAGCUCGAGGAGCACGGCACGUUGAAGCACGACGACGAGAAAAAAACGAUUCAGUCGUACAAUGGCGGAAAACAAGUUAGUGAAAAAAUGAAAAAUUGAAAAGAGUGAAGCCAAAAUCGAAAGAUACCGGGUGGAGGUCAAAGACUCUUUGGAAAUGCGCCUUUAAAAAGACCUACUGUAGAAGCUGGCAAUUGCAAACUUAUUGAACCCUUUUUCAGCGCAAAUUCACAAUUCUAUUUGCAUUUGUUAAUUUUUUCCAGAAAAUCCGUUCAAACGUCAUCAAUUUUCAUCAAAUACUUGAUGACUACAGCCAACUAACACGUUGACGACCGAAAUGUGAGUCAAUUUCCUCGUAAAAUGUAUCUCACGGUCUCCAGAGCUGACAAUAUGGGCGUGGCCUCGGCCAAAUGGCGUUUUCAUGAAUUGAGCAAGUUUUCUCUGAUUUUUGUGGUCAAAGGCGAUGAAAAGUGAUUGUUCGACAUGAAAACACACUAAUUCUCAGAAUUAAUGACGUUUUGGCGCAUUUUUCGCGGACUUUGCUUUUUCGCCUUCGCCGCCGAUAGCCGCCGAUCGUUGCCUCAAAACCGCACUUCUCAUUUUGCGCUUUCUUGACCGUUUUCAGACAGAAUUAGUUUUGAGAGCGAUAAAUCACGUAAAUACAAGCAUUUUGAGCGCUCGAACCGCGAAAACUAUCGAAAAGCAACUGAAAUUCACGCAGUUUUAACCAAAAACCUUCAAACGGAUAAAUGUGAUUUGCGACUAGACCAAGAUUAACGUUCUUGCUCUUAAAAAAUUCCUAAUAGCCUAUACAAUCGGUCUAUCGAGAGACAGAGCAGUUCAUCCAUCCGUGACGCACCUCACAUAUCGAGUAGACCUAACAGACUACACAUUCAUAAUCCUACCAGACUACACAUUCAUAAUCCUACCAGACUACACAUUCAUAAUCCUAACAGACUACACACAGAAAUGGAGGGAAAGGGCCGUUUUGAUUUACUCGAUAUGUGAGGAGUAAGUAUAAAAGGGCCCCCGUGGGAAAGAAUAGCCAUUCAUUCGGACAUACCGACUUGGCGGACGGUCGGAUCGUCUCGUUCUGCCCGCGUUUUGGGCGGGCGGACUUUCCAGACCCUCUGCUAAUCGAUAUCGAUCCGAUAUUUUUCCACUUGUUCUUUCUCCCCUUUCUCUCCGUUACUUCAUUUUCUCUUUCAUAUGUCAAGUCCAUACGGAAGUGAAGUGCACUCUAUUCCGAAGCUAUUUCAGCUGUGAUCUCUGUAAAGUUCCUUUCUUAUCCGACAAAAGUUGCAUAAAUUUCAUUUUGCUUCUAAAUGCUCACAGGAUAUCACAUUUGGGAGAGUUUCUGAAAAAACUGCGCUGAACUCUCGGAUGCCUCUAUAUGUAGUAGAAACAAACCGUCCUGUUAUUCCUAUGUAUUUUGUGAAAACCGGAACAAAUGCUCACUUUUUGUCGUUCAGAUCGGUGCUCAAUGAGUUGGGCAUAGUGUAGGGUGUGGCAAACAGUAAAAAUUGCGUACAUUUCUGAGUAAUUCUUUUCUCCCUGCGAUCAAUUUUAAACAAAAUCUUGCCUACCAGUGGUGUCUUUUCGAAUUAAUAGAACUUUUAUGUGACUACAAUAGCUUAGAAGAGGUGUAUUCCUCGGGAGUAUCCGUCUGUACGUCCUUCUCUGAGUAGGGCCACAGCGGUGACCUUCGUGACGUGAUUUGCCCCGUCACGGAGGAAAAAUCACCGCCCCCACCUUACACGUGGCGUGGUUGACCCCCUUCUCUACGGGGCGGCGGCUCUGCGGACCGUGGGUACUUGAUGCGGAGUUGCACGGUCCUUACGGAUCAGAUCCCUUCAAGUGACCCUAACGAUAACUUCUUGAAGGAAGCCUGAGAUGAGAGGAAUGUGGGCAGACAGAGACGGGCACUCUUUGGGGUUAACCUCUUGCGCGCAUAUGACUUACAUGUUAGAAUUUUAGUUAGUAGAAGAAACUGCCACACCCUACUUAAACUCUCUCUCUCUCUCUUCUCUCGCUACGUCGGACACGAGAACCCACAAGGAUCUUCGGAAGGCGAGGAAUAGUCAAGAAACCUCCCACUCUUGAUGCAAGCAGUGACUGCCACUUUUCGAAGUGUCAGUCAUUAGGAUCUGAUAGAGUAGGAGGGAGGCGCAUUCCGCCGAGCACUUUGUGAGUUUGCAAGCAGAAUAAGAACCAUAACAAUUGAAUGUUUCAGACGUGCACAGGUGUGUCAAUUCUCGCGUUACACGCACAAAUCGGCCUGUACGAGGAGGAGCGGGUAAAGCUGUACCAGAAAUUGGACGAGAAGGACGACGAGAUCCAGAAGGUGUCGCAGGAGCUCGAGAAGCUCCGACAACAGGUGCUUCUGCAAGAGGAGGCACUGCAGACGAUGCUCGAGAACGAGGAGAUCAUCCGCGAAGAGAACUCGCGCAUUCAGAAAGAGGCCGACGACAAGCAGCAGGAGGGCAAGGAGAUGAUGACGAAGAAGUCAAGAAACUUCCCACUCUUGAUGCAAGCAGUGACUGCCACUUUUCGAAGUGUCAGUCAUUAGGAUCUGAUAGAGUAGGAGGGAGGCGCAUUCCGCCGAGCACUUUGUGAGUUUGCAAGCAGAAUAAGAACCAUAACAAUUGAAUGUUUCAGACGUGCACAGGUGUGUCAAUUCUCGCGUUACACGCACAAAUCGGCCUGUACGAGGAGGAGCGGGUAAAGCUGUACCAGAAAUUGGACGAGAAGGACGACGAGAUCCAGAAGGUGUCGCAGGAGCUCGAGAAGCUCCGACAACAGGUGCUUCUGCAAGAGGAGGCACUGCAGACGAUGCUCGAGAACGAGGAGAUCAUCCGCGAAGAGAACUCGCGCAUUCAGAAAGAGGCCGACGACAAGCAGCAGGAGGGCAAGGAGAUGAUGACGAAGAAGUCAAGAAACUUCCCACUCUUGAUGCAAGCAGUGACUGCCACUUUUCGAAGUGUCAGUCAUUAGGAUCUGAUAGAGUAGGAGGGAGGCGCAUUCCGCCGAGCACUUUGUGAGUUUGCAAGCAGAAUAAGAACCAUAACAAUUGAAUGUUUCAGACGUGCACAGGUGUGUCAAUUCUCGCGUUACACGCACAAAUCGGCCUGUACGAGGAGGAGCGGGUAAAGCUGUACCAGAAAUUGGACGAGAAGGACGACGAGAUCCAGAAGGUGUCGCAGGAGCUCGAGAAGCUCCGACAACAGGUGCUUCUGCAAGAGGAGGCACUGCAGACGAUGCUCGAGAACGAGGAGAUCAUCCGCGAAGAGAACUCGCGCAUUCAGAAAGAGGCCGACGACAAGCAGCAGGAGGGCAAGGAGAUGAUGACGAAGAAGUCAAGAAACUUCCCACUCUUGAUGCAAGCAGUGACUGCCACUUUUCGAAGUGUCAGUCAUUAGGAUCUGAUAGAGUAGGAGGGAGGCGCAUUCCGCCGAGCACUUUGUGAGUUUGCAAGCAGAAUAAGAACCAUAACAAUUGAAUGUUUCAGACGUGCACAGGUGUGUCAAUUCUCGCGUUAUACGCACAAAUCGGCCUGUACGAGGAGGAGCGGGUAAAGCUGUACCAGCAAAUUGGACGAGAAGGACGACGAGAUCCAGAAGGUGUCGCAGGAGCUCGAGAAGCUCCGACAACAGGUGCUUCUGCAAGAGGAGGCACUGCAGACGAUGCUCGAGAACGAGGAGAUCAUCCGCGAAGAGAACUCGCGCAUUCAGAAAGAGGCCGACGACAAGCAGCAGGAGGGCAAGGAGAUGAUGACGAAGAAGUCAAGAAACUUCCCACUCUUGAUGUAGCAGUGACUGCCACUUUUCGAAGUGUCAGUCAUUAGGAUCUGAUAGAGUAGGAGGGAGGCGCAUUCCGCCGAGCACUUUGUGAGUUUGCAAGCAGAAUAAGAACCAUAACAAUUGAAUGUUUCAGACGUGCACAGGUGUGUCAAUUCUCGCGUUACACGCACAAAUCGGCCUGUACGAGGAGGAGCGGGUAAAGCUGUACCAGAAAUUGGACGAGAAGGACGACGAGAUCCAGAAGGUGUCGCAGGAGCUCGAGAAGCUCCGACAACAGGUGCUUCUGCAAGAGGAGGCACUGCAGACGAUGCUCGAGAACGAGGGAGAUCAUCCGCGAAGAGAACUCGCGCAUUCAGAAAGAGGCCGACGACAAGCAGCAGGAGGGCAAGGAGAUGAUGACGAAGAAGUCAAGAAACUUCCCACUCUUGAUGUAGCAGUGACUGCCACUUUUCGAAGUGUCAGUCAUUAGGAUCUGAUAGAGUAGGAGGGAGGCGCAUUCCGCCGAGCACUUUGUGAGUUUGCAAGCAGAAUAAGAACCAUAACAAUUGAAUGUUUCAGACGUGCACAGGUGUGUCAAUUCUCGCGUUACACGCACAAAUCGGCCUGUACGAGGAGGAGCGGGUAAAGCUGUACCAGAAAUUGGACGAGAAGGACGACGAGAUCCAGAAGGUGUCGCAGGAGCUCGAGAAGCUCCGACAACAGGUGCUUCUGCAAGAGGAGGCACUGCAGACGAUGCUCGAGAACGAGGAGAUCAUCCGCGAAGAGAACUCGCGCAUUCAGAAAGAGGCCGACGACAAGCAGCAGGAGGGCAAGGAGAUGAUGACGAAGAAGUCAAGAAACUUCCCACUCUUGAUGCAAGCAGUGACUGCCACUUUUCGAAGUGUCAGUCAUUAGGAUCUGAUAGAGUAGGAGGGAGGCGCAUUCCGCCGAGCACUUUGUGAGUUUGCAAGCAGAAUAAGAACCAUAACAAUUGAAUGUUUCAGACGUGCACAGGUGUGUCAAUUCUCGCGUUACACGCACAAAUCGGCCUGUACGAGGAGGAGCGGGUAAAGCUGUACCAGAAAUUGGACGAGAAGGACGACGAGAUCCAGAAGGUGUCGCAGGAGCUCGAGAAGCUCCGACAACAGGUGCUUCUGCAAGAGGAGGCACUGCAGACGAUGCUCGAGAACGAGGAGAUCAUCCGCGAAGAGAACUCGCGCAUUCAGAAAGAGGCCGACGACAAGCAGCAGGAGGGCAAGGAGAUGAUGACGAAGAAGUCAAGAAACUUCCCACUCUUGAUGCAAGCAGUGACUGCCACUUUUCGAAGUGUCAGUCAUUAGGAUCUGAUAGAGUAGGAGGGAGGCGCAUUCCGCCGAGCACUUUGUGAGUUUGCAAGCAGAAUAAGAACCAUAACAAUUGAAUGUUUCAGACGUGCACAGGUGUGUCAAUUCUCGCGUUACACGCACAAAUCGGCCUGUACGAGGAGGAGCGGGUAAAGCUGUACCAGAAAUUGGACGAGAAGGACGACGAGAUCCAGAAGGUGUCGCAGGAGCUCGAGAAGCUCCGACAACAGGUGCUUCUGCAAGAGGAGGCACUGCAGACGAUGCUCGAGAACGAGGAGAUCAUCCGCGAAGAGAACUCGCGCAUUCAGAAAGAGGCCGACGACAAGCAGCAGGAGGGCAAGGAGAUGAUGACGAAGAAGUCAAGAAACUUCCCACUCUUGAUGCAAGCAGUGACUGCCACUUUUCGAAGUGUCAGUCAUUAGGAUCUGAUAGAGUAGGAGGGAGGCGCAUUCCGCCGAGCACUUUGUGAGUUUGCAAGCAGAAUAAGAACCAUAACAAUUGAAUGUUUCAGACGUGCACAGGUGUGUCAAUUCUCGCGUUACACGCACAAAUCGGCCUGUACGAGGAGGAGCGGGUAAAGCUGUACCAGAAAUUGGACGAGAAGGACGACGAGAUCCAGAAGGUGUCGCAGGAGCUCGAGAAGCUCUGACAACAGGUGCUUCUGCAAGAGGAGGCACUGCAGACGAUGCUCGAGAACGAGGAGAUCAUCCGCGAAGAGAACUCGCGCAUUCAGAAAGAGGCCGACGACAAGCAGCAGGAGGGCAAGGAGAUGAUGACGAAGAAGUCAAGAAACUUCCCACUCUUGAUGUAGCAGUGACUGCCACUUUUCGAAGUGUCAGUCAUUAGGAUCUGAUAGAGUAGGAGGGAGGCGCAUUCCGCCGAGCACUUUGUGAGUUUGCAAGCAGAAUAAGAACCAUAACAAUUGAAUGUUUCAGACGUGCACAGGUGUGUCAAUUCUCGCGUUACACGCACAAAUCGGCCUGUACGAGGAGGAGCGGGUAAAGCUGUACCAGAAAUUGGACGAGAAGGACGACGAGAUCCAGAAGGUGUCGCAGGAGCUCGAGAAGCUCCGACAACAGGUGCUUCUGCAAGAGGAGGCACUGCAGACGAUGCUCGAGAACGAGGAGAUCAUCCGCGAAGAGAACUCGCGCAUUCAGAAAGAGGCCGACGACAAGCAGCAGGAGGGCAAGGAGAUGAUGACGAAGAAGUCAAGAAACUUCCCACUCUUGAUGCAAGCAGUGACUGCCACUUUUCGAAGUGUCAGUCAUUAGGAUCUGAUAGAGUAGGAGGGAGGCGCAUUCCGCCGAGCACUUUGUGAGUUUGCAAGCAGAAUAAGAACCAUAACAAUUGAAUGUUUCAGACGUGCACAGGUGUGUCAAUUCUCGCGUUACACGCACAAAUCGGCCUGUACGAGGAGGAGCGGGUAAAGCUGUACCAGAAAUUGGACGAGAAGGACGACGAGAUCCAGAAGGUGUCGCAGGAGCUCGAGAAGCUCCGACAACAGGUGCUUCUGCAAGAGGAGGCACUGCAGACGAUGCUCGAGAACGAGGAGAUCAUCCGCGAAGAGAACUCGCGCAUUCAGAAAGAGGCCGACGACAAGCAGCAGGAGGGCAAGGAGAUGAUGACGAAGAAGUCAAGAAACUUCCCACUCUUGAUGCAAGCAGUGACUGCCACUUUUCGAAGUGUCAGUCAUUAGGAUCUGAUAGAGUAGGAGGGAGGCGCAUUCCGCCGAGCACUUUGUGAGUUUGCAAGCAGAAUAAGAACCAUAACAAUUGAAUGUUUCAGACGUGCACAGGUGUGUCAAUUCUCGCGUUACACGCACAAAUCGGCCUGUACGAGGAGGAGCGGGUAAAGCUGUACCAGAAAUUGGACGAGAAGGACGACGAGAUCCAGAAGGUGUCGCAGGAGCUCGAGAAGCUCCGACAACAGGUGCUUCUGCAAGAGGAGGCACUGCAGACGAUGCUCGAGAACGAGGAGAUCAUCCGCGAAGAGAACUCGCGCAUUCAGAAAGAGGCCGACGACAAGCAGCAGGAGGGCAAGGAGAUGAUGACGAAGAAGUCAAGAAACUUCCCACUCUUGAUGUAGCAGUGACUGCCACUUUUCGAAGUGUCAGUCAUUAGGAUCUGAUAGAGUAGGGAGGGAGGCGCAUUCCGCCGAGCACUUUGUGAGUUUGCAAGCAGAAUAAGAACCAUAACAAUUGAAUGUUUCAGACGUGCACAGGUGUGUCAAUUCUCGCGUUACACGCACAAAUCGGCCUGUACGAGGAGGAGCGGGUAAAGCUGUACCAGAAAUUGGACGAGAAGGACGACGAGAUCCAGAAGGUGUCGCAGGAGCUCGAGAAGCUCCGACAACAGGUGCUUCUGCAAGAGGAGGCACUGCAGACGAUGCUCGAGAACGAGGAGAUCAUCCGCGAAGAGAACUCGCGCAUUCAGAAAGAGGCCGACGACAAGCAGCAGGAGGGCAAGGAGAUGAUGACGAAGAAGUCAAGAAACUUCCCACUCUUGAUGUAGCAGUGACUGCCACUUUUCGAAGUGUCAGUCAUUAGGGAUCUGAUAGAGUAGGAGGGAGGCGCAUUCCGCCGAGCACUUUGUGAGUUUGCAAGCAGAAUAAGAACCAUAACAAUUGAAUGUUUCAGACGUGCACAGGUGUGUCAAUUCUCGCGUUACACGCACAAAUCGGCCUGUACGAGGAGGAGCGGGUAAAGCUGUACCAGAAAUUGGACGAGAAGGACGACGAGAUCCAGAAGGUGUCGCAGGAGCUCGAGAAGCUCCGACAACAGGUGCUUCUGCAAGAGGAGGCACUGCAGACGAUGCUCGAGAACGAGGGAGAUCAUCCGCGAAGAGAACUCGCGCAUUCAGAAAGAGGCCGACGACAAGCAGCAGGAGGGCAAGGAGAUGAUGACGAAGAAGUCAAGAAACUUCCCACUCUUGAUGUAGCAGUGACUGCCACUUUUCGAAGUGUCAGUCAUUAGGGAUCUGAUAGAGUAGGAGGGAGGCGCAUUCCGCCGAGCACUUUGUGAGUUUGCAAGCAGAAUAAGAACCAUAACAAUUGAAUGUUUCAGACGUGCACAGGUGUGUCAAUUCUCGCGUUACACGCACAAAUCGGCCUGUACGAGGAGGAGCGGGUAAAGCUGUACCAGAAAUUGGACGAGAAGGACGACGAGAUCCAGAAGGUGUCGCAGGAGCUCGAGAAGCUCCGACAACAGGUGCUUCUGCAAGAGGAGGCACUGCAGACGAUGCUCGAGAACGAGGAGAUCAUCCGCGAAGAGAACUCGCGCAUUCAGAAAGAGGCCGACGACAAGCAGCAGGAGGGCAAGGAGAUGAUGACGAAGAAGUCAAGAAACUUCCCACUCUUGAUGCAAGCAGUGACUGCCACUUUUCGAAGUGUCAGUCAUUAGGAUCUGAUAGAGUAGGAGGGAGGCGCAUUCCGCCGAGCACUUUGUGAGUUUGCAAGCAGAAUAAGAACCAUAACAAUUGAAUGUUUCAGACGUGCACAGGUGUGUCAAUUCUCGCGUUACACGCACAAAUCGGCCUGUACGAGGAGGAGCGGGUAAAGCUGUACCAGAAAUUGGACGAGAAGGACGACGAGAUCCAGAAGGUGUCGCAGGAGCUCGAGAAGCUCCGACAACAGGUGCUUCUGCAAGAGGAGGCACUGCAGACGAUGCUCGAGAACGAGGAGAUCAUCCGCGAAGAGAACUCGCGCAUUCAGAAAGAGGCCGACGACAAGCAGCAGGAGGGCAAGGAGAUGAUGACGAAGAAGUCAAGAAACUUCCCACUCUUGAUGUAGCAGUGACUGCCACUUUUCGAAGUGUCAGUCAUUAGGAUCUGAUAGAGUAGGGAGGGAGGCGCAUUCCGCCGAGCACUUUGUGAGUUUGCAAGCAGAAUAAGAACCAUAACAAUUGAAUGUUUCAGACGUGCACAGGUGUGUCAAUUCUCGCGUUACACGCACAAAUCGGCCUGUACGAGGAGGAGCGGGUAAAGCUGUACCAGAAAUUGGACGAGAAGGACGACGAGAUCCAGAAGGUGUCGCAGGAGCUCGAGAAGCUCCGACAACAGGUGCUUCUGCAAGAGGAGGCACUGCAGACGAUGCUCGAGAACGAGGAGAUCAUCCGCGAAGAGAACUCGCGCAUUCAGAAAGAGGCCGACGACAAGCAGCAGGAGGGCAAGGAGAUGAUGACGAAGAAGUCAAGAAACUUCCCACUCUUUGAUGUAGCAGUGACUGCCACUUUUCGAAGUGUCAGUCAUUAGGAUCUGAUAGAGUAGGAGGGAGGCGCAUUCCGCCGAGCACUUUGUGAGUUUGCAAGCAGAAUAAGAACCAUAACAAUUGAAUGUUUCAGACGUGCACAGGUGUGUCAAUUCUCGCGUUACACGCACAAAUCGGCCUGUACGAGGAGGAGCGGGUAAAGCUGUACCAGAAAUUGGACGAGAAGGACGACGAGAUCCAGAAGGUGUCGCAGGAGCUCGAGAAGCUCCGACAACAGGUGCUUCUGCAAGAGGAGGCACUGCAGACGAUGCUCGAGAACGAGGGAGAUCAUCCGCGAAGAGAACUCGCGCAUUCAGAAAGAGGCCGACGACAAGCAGCAGGAGGGCAAGGAGAUGAUGACGAAGAAGUCAAGAAACUUCCCACUCUUGAUGCAAGCAGUGACUGCCACUUUUCGAAGUGUCAGUCAUUAGGAUCUGAUAGAGUAGGAGGGAGGCGCAUUCCGCCGAGCACUUUGUGAGUUUGCAAGCAGAAUAAGAACCAUAACAAUUGAAUGUUUCAGACGUGCACAGGUGUGUCAAUUCUCGCGUUACACGCACAAAUCGGCCUGUACGAGGAGGAGCGGGUAAAGCUGUACCAGAAAUUGGACGAGAAGGACGACGAGAUCCAGAAGGUGUCGCAGGAGCUCGAGAAGCUCCGACAACAGGUGCUUCUGCAAGAGGAGGCACUGCAGACGAUGCUCGAGAACGAGGAGAUCAUCCGCGAAGAGAACUCGCGCAUUCAGAAAGAGGCCGACGACAAGCAGCAGGAGGGCAAGGAGAUGAUGACGAAGAAGUCAAGAAACUUCCCACUCUUGAUGCAAGCAGUGACUGCCACUUUUCGAAGUGUCAGUCAUUAGGAUCUGAUAGAGUAGGAGGGAGGCGCAUUCCGCCGAGCACUUUGUGAGUUUGCAAGCAGAAUAAGAACCAUAACAAUUGAAUGUUUCAGACGUGCACAGGUGUGUCAAUUCUCGCGUUACACGCACAAAUCGGCCUGUACGAGGAGGAGCGGGUAAAGCUGUACCAGAAAUUGGACGAGAAGGACGACGAGAUCCAGAAGGUGUCGCAGGAGCUCGAGAAGCUCCGACAACAGGUGCUUCUGCAAGAGGAGGCACUGCAGACGAUGCUCGAGAACGAGGAGAUCAUCCGCGAAGAGAACUCGCGCAUUCAGAAAGAGGCCGACGACAAGCAGCAGGAGGGCAAGGAGAUGAUGACGAAGAAGUCAAGAAACUUCCCACUCUUGAUGCAAGCAGUGACUGCCACUUUUCGAAGUGUCAGUCAUUAGGAUCUGAUAGAGUAGGAGGGAGGCGCAUUCCGCCGAGCACUUUGUGAGUUUGCAAGCAGAAUAAGAACCAUAACAAUUGAAUGUUUCAGACGUGCACAGGUGUGUCAAUUCUCGCGUUACACGCACAAAUCGGCCUGUACGAGGAGGAGCGGGUAAAGCUGUACCAGAAAUUGGACGAGAAGGACGACGAGAUCCAGAAGGUGUCGCAGGAGCUCGAGAAGCUCCGACAACAGGUGCUUCUGCAAGAGGAGGCACUGCAGACGAUGCUCGAGAACGAGGAGAUCAUCCGCGAAGAGAACUCGCGCAUUCAGAAAGAGGCCGACGACAAGCAGCAGGAGGGCAAGGAGAUGAUGACGAAGAAGUCAAGAAACUUCCCACUCUUGAUGUAAGCAGUGACUGCCACUUUUCGAAGUGUCAGUCAUUAGGAUCUGAUAGAGUAGGAGGGAGGCGCAUUCCGCCGAGCACUUUGUGAGUUUGCAAGCAGAAUAAGAACCAUAACAAUUGAAUGUUUCAGACGUGCACAGGUGUGUCAAUUCUCGCGUUAUACGCACAAAUCGGCCUGUACGAGGAGGAGCGGGUAAAGCUGUACCAGAAAUUGGACGAGAAGGACGACGAGAUCCAGAAGGUGUCGCAGGAGCUCGAGAAGCUCCGACAACAGGUGCUUCUGCAAGAGGAGGCACUGCAGACGAUGCUCGAGAACGAGGAGAUCAUCCGCGAAGAGAACUCGCGCAUUCAGAAAGAGGCCGACGACAAGCAGCAGGAGGGCAAGGAGAUGAUGACGAAGAAGUCAAGAAACUUCCCACUCUUGAUGCAAGCAGUGACUGCCACUUUUCGAAGUGUCAGUCAUUAGGAUCUGAUAGAGUAGGAGGGAGGCGCAUUCCGCCGAGCACUUUGUGAGUUUGCAAGCAGAAUAAGAACCAUAACAAUUGAAUGUUUCAGACGUGCACAGGUGUGUCAAUUCUCGCGUUACACGCACAAAUCGGCCUGUACGAGGAGGAGCGGGUAAAGCUGUACCAGAAAUUGGACGAGAAGGACGACGAGAUCCAGAAGGUGUCGCAGGAGCUCGAGAAGCUCCGACAACAGGUGCUUCUGCAAGAGGAGGCACUGCAGACGAUGCUCGAGAACGAGGAGAUCAUCCGCGAAGAGAACUCGCGCAUUCAGAAAGAGGCCGACGACAAGCAGCAGGAGGGCAAGGAGAUGAUGACGAAGAAGUCAAGAAACUUCCCACUCUUGAUGUAGCAGUGACUGCCACUUUUCGAAGUGUCAGUCAUUAGGAUCUGAUAGAGUAGGAGGGAGGCGCAUUCCGCCGAGCACUUUGUGAGUUUGCAAGCAGAAUAAGAACCAUAACAAUUGAAUGUUUCAGACGUGCACAGGUGUGUCAAUUCUCGCGUUAUACGCACAAAUCGGCCUGUACGAGGAGGAGCGGGUAAAGCUGUACCAGAAAUUGGACGAGAAGGACGACGAGAUCCAGAAGGUGUCGCAGGAGCUCGAGAAGCUCCGACAACAGGUGCUUCUGCAAGAGGAGGCACUGCAGACGAUGCUCGAGAACGAGGAGAUCAUCCGCGAAGAGAACUCGCGCAUUCAGAAAGAGGCCGACGACAAGCAGCAGGAGGGCAAGGAGAUGAUGACGAAGAAGUCAAGAAACUUCCCACUCUUGAUGCAAGCAGUGACUGCCACUUUUCGAAGUGUCAGUCAUUAGGAUCUGAUAGAGUAGGAGGGAGGCGCAUUCCGCCGAGCACUUUGUGAGUUUGCAAGCAGAAUAAGAACCAUAACAAUUGAAUGUUUCAGACGUGCACAGGUGUGUCAAUUCUCGCGUUAUACGCACAAAUCGGCCUGUACGAGGAGGAGCGGGUAAAGCUGUACCAGAAAUUGGACGAGAAGGACGACGAGAUCCAGAAGGUGUCGCAGGAGCUCGAGAAGCUCCGACAACAGGUGCUUCUGCAAGAGGAGGCACUGCAGACGAUGCGCAAGAACGAGGAGAUCAUCCGCGAAGAGAACUCGCGCAUUCAGAAAGAGGCCGACGACAAGCAGCAGGAGGGCAAGGAGAUGAUGACGAAGAAGUCAAGAAACUUCCCACUCUUGAUGCAAGCAGUGACUGCCACUUUUCGAAGUGUCAGUCAUUAGGAUCUGAUAGAGUAGGAGGGAGGCGCAUUCCGCCGAGCACUUUGUGAGUUUGCAAGCAGAAUAAGAACCAUAACAAUUGAAUGUUUCAGACGUGCACAGGUGUGUCAAUUCUCGCGUUACACGCACAAAUCGGCCUGUACGAGGAGGAGCGGGUAAAGCUGUACCAGAAAUUGGACGAGAAGGACGACGAGAUCCAGAAGGUGUCGCAGGAGCUCGAGAAGCUCCGACAACAGGUGCUUCUGCAAGAGGAGGCACUGCAGACGAUGCUCGAGAACGAGGAGAUCAUCCGCGAAGAGAACUCGCGCAUUCAGAAAGAGGCCGACGACAAGCAGCAGGAGGGCAAGGAGAUGAUGACGAAGAAGUCAAGAAACUUCCCACUCUUGAUGCAAGCAGUGACUGCCACUUUUCGAAGUGUCAGUCAUUAGGAUCUGAUAGAGUAGGAGGGAGGCGCAUUCCGCCGAGCACUUUGUGAGUUUGCAAGCAGAAUAAGAACCAUAACAAUUGAAUGUUUCAGACGUGCACAGGUGUGUCAAUUCUCGCGUUACACGCACAAAUCGGCCUGUACGAGGAGGAGCGGGUAAAGCUGAACCAGAAAUUGGACGAGAAGGACGACGAGAUCCAGAAGGUGUCGCAGGAGCUCGAGAAGCUCCGACAACAGGUGCUUCUGCAAGAGGAGGCACUGCAGACGAUGCGCAAGAACGAGGAGAUCAUCCGCGAAGAGAACUCGCGCAUUCAGAAAGAGGCCGACGACAAGCAGCAGGAGGGCAAGGAGAUGAUGACGAAGAAGUCAAGAAACUUCCCACUCUUGAUGCAAGCAGUGACUGCCACUUUUCGAAGUGUCAGUCAUUAGGAUCUGAUAGAGUAGGAGGGAGGCGCAUUCCGCCGAGCACUUUGUGAGUUUGCAAGCAGAAUAAGAACCAUAACAAUUGAAUGUUUCAGACGUGCACAGGUGUGUCAAUUCUCGCGUUACACGCACAAAUCGGCCUGUACGAGGAGGAGCGGGUAAAGCUGUACCAGAAAUUGGACGAGAAGGACGACGAGAUCCAGAAGGUGUCGCAGGAGCUCGAGAAGCUCCGACAACAGGUGCUUCUGCAAGAGGAGGCACUGCAGACGAUGCGCAAGAACGAGGAGAUCAUCCGCGAAGAGAACUCGCGCAUUCAGAAAGAGGCCGACGACAAGCAGCAGGAGGGCAAGGAGAUGAUGACGAAGAAGUCAAGAAACUUCCCACUCUUGAUGCAAGCAGUGACUGCCACUUUUCGAAGUGUCAGUCAUUAGGAUCUGAUAGAGUAGGAGGGAGGCGCAUUCCGCCGAGCACUUUGUGAGUUUGCAAGCAGAAUAAGAACCAUAACAAUUGAAUGUUUCAGACGUGCACAGGUGUGUCAAUUCUCGCGUUACACGCACAAAUCGGCCUGUACGAGGAGGAGCGGGUAAAGCUGAACCAGAAAUUGGACGAGAAGGACGACGAGAUCCAGAAGGUGUCGCAGGAGCUCGAGAAGCUCCGACAACAGGUGCUUCUGCAAGAGGAGGCACUGCAGACGAUGCUCGAGAACGAGGAGAUCAUCCGCGAAGAGAACUCGCGCAUUCAGAAAGAGGCCGACGACAAGCAGCAGGAGGGCAAGGAGAUGAUGACGAAGAAGUCAAGAAACUUCCCACUCUUGAUGCAAGCAGUGACUGCCACUUUUCGAAGUGUCAGUCAUUAG